AUGGCACCUGGCAGUCAACCGAAAGGAGCUCUCGCUCCAACUCCACCAUCUCUCGUCAGCGGCACUCUUCUUCAAGCCCUCGUCCAAGUCAAAGCUUUCGCACCCGAAAACCUUUGCCCAGACCUUCAGAACCACCUCAACGAUGCAACCAUGCUGUAUCAGGCACUCAACAACAUCGCCAACUGGGCAGGAAGUCAAAUGCAAGCGCUGGAGAAGGAUAUGGCCGCCGCGGAAGCCAAGAUGAAGGACGCGAAGAACUUCGAUGAUGCCCAAGACUACGGUACAGACGUGCAGGGGCUUCAACAAGAUAUGGAUCACAUGGCGUAUCUCAUCGAGAAGGUGGAGGAGCAUCAGGAGAAGCUGGGAUGA
Messenger RNA from Zasmidium cellare ATCC 36951, 369 nucleotides. RefSeq lists its product as uncharacterized. The record is from RefSeq and is a predicted model, not a curated record. The transcript is spliced from 2 exons. The coding region runs from base 1 to 369 and encodes 122 amino acids. Lineage: Eukaryota; Fungi; Ascomycota; Dothideomycetes; Mycosphaerellales; Mycosphaerellaceae.